GCUCAACACCGUGACCUUUGACCCGCCAUCAUGGCGGCCGCGGCGAGUUUUGCACGUGGAUCUCGGCUUUAGAUUUGUUUUUAUUCACUCUGUCCUUCCGACUGGUGUUAAAUCUUCUUUAUCUGGGUGUCAGAGUUUUGUAGAUAACUUUUCCAUGUAGUUAGCAGGGCGUAGAAGGACAAACGGACAUGGAAAAGGUAGAAAUCGACGUAAGAAGCAGCCUUGGAGAGUUGCAAGCAGAAGGGGGGAAGUGCGAACAAGUCGCCGCUAAGUUACUCAAGGAGGGUUCCUCCACACAGACUGUGCUCUCCUCCCUGUCGAAACUCUUACUGGAACCAGCAUCUUCCCUCCCUGUGGCAAGAUGUUUCCGUCCGUUGUUGCUGGAGUUGUUGGAACGGGCAGCGUCAACUGUCCAAGCAUCAGAGACAGCCCCCCUGCUUUAUCACGAGAAGCUGUGUGCAGCUAUUGGCAGGUUAUCUCUGCUGUAUCCUGGUGUACUCAGAUUUGCGGAGCGGUACUUCAGCUGGGCCCCGCCACCCUUCCAAAGACUGGCAGACAAAGCUGAGGAGGGAGAGCCUGUCAGGAAGAAGAAAAAGAGAUCCUCCCAAGGUGAAGAAGAAGGAUCUGCAAAUGUCUGUAAGACGUGCUUCCUAUUACUUUGGUCCGGCGGAGACGUCUUCUCUUCUAAGUGGGACUGGGCCGUGGUCCUGGGGUUGCUAGGCAACAAACACUUGGAGACCAGAUGGUGGGCAGCCCAGUGCGCCAUCCUGGCCCUCUCUCUCACAGAAGCACAGAAAGUCGACCUGCUGAAUCAGCACUUCACCCCCCAGCAGCAAAUCCAGAUGACGCUACAGACGGACAGUCUCACCGAUGUUUUCCACGAGCAGGCGAAGCUGAUGUCAGCCCCUGGACGCGUGGAGACGUCAGGAGAGCUCCUGGUACCGAAACGGACCUCGGUAGACACAGGCGAUCUGAGCGAAUCGGUGGUGUCCGUCUGCGGAAUUUUGCUGCCGACAAGACCAGGUUGUAAAGAAAAGGAAAUGGCUGAUACCCUGGUUCCUGUUCCCUCCACACUGCGCAACCUGCACUGUCUCGCCAUGGCCGUGCUAUCCCAGAAGGCAGUGCUGCUGGAAGGACCUGUUGGCUGCGGAAAGACGGCCCUGGUGGAACACCUGGCACACCUUACAGGUGAGGCAAUUCUGACUGGUUCACCCUACCUGCUGAAGGUGCAGCUCGGAGACCAGACGGACAGCAAGGCGCUGCUCGGAACCUACCGGUGUACCGACGUUCCCGGGGAGUUCGUCUGGCAGCCAGGUGUGCUGACUCAAGCCGUCACCAACGGCAACUGGAUCCUGCUGGAGGACAUCGACUUCGCCCCGAUGGACGUCAUCUCCGUCCUCGUGCCCCUGCUCGAGACCCGGAGUCUAAGCGUUCCUGGCCAUGGGCAGACUGUACGCUGUGCCCCGGGCUUCCAACUCUUCGCUUCCCAGCAGCUUCUGUCAAGUGCCACAGGAUACUUCAAACAGCAUUCAUCAAAUUCCUCCCUGCUGGAUCGGUUGUGGACCCGGAUCUGCGUCGAGCCACUUUCACGAGAAGAGCUGCGAAAGGUCUUGGUCACAAAAUAUCCGAACUUGUCAGGCAUCGCAGAGAAACUACUGGACGUGUACUGCAUGCUGUCGUCGGGGAGGCACGAUUUUGCGGUUGCAAAGGAUGAUGGGAUGGACUGCAGCUCAGCCCCAGAGGAUUCUGGGACGGCGUUGGCCACAGGGCAUGCAUCUGCAGACGGUCGGCUGAUCUCUACACGGGACUUGCUGAAGUGGUGCGACCGGAUCGAGGCAGAUUUCCGAGACACCUCGCUCGGCCAUGCGUCCAGCGUCUUUCAGGAGUCUCUCGACUGCUUCUGUUCGAGUCUAGCUAAACAAGAGCAGCGCAUCCGCAUGGCUGAAGUCAUCGGAGCCAGACUCAACAUAAGCAGGGAGAAGGCAGUGUUCUACAGCACAAAAUACAAACCCAACAUCGACAUCGACGCAUCGUCGAUGACUGUGGGCAGAGCGACAAUCCCAUGUAAGAUCAGAGAUGUGGCGACGAUGCAUAUAGGUGGGAACGCUUGCUUCGCACACACAAGACACGCGGUGUCGUUGCUGGAACGUGUUGCGGUGUGCGUGCAGAGGGGCGAGCCGGUAUUACUGGUGGGAGAAACCGGCACGGGCAAGACGUCCUCAGUGCAGUAUCUGUCAACACAAACUGGCCACACCCUCAAGGUAGUGAACAUGAACCAACAAAGUGACAGCACCGACUUGCUCGGCGGUUUCAAACCAGUCGACAUCCGUUUGCUGGUCAUGCCAGUUAGGGAGGAGUUUGAGGCAGUUUUCUGCGAGACAUUUUCGAGGAGCCAGAACGCCCAGUUCCUGGGGCAUGUUGCGGAGUGCUUCACGAAGCGGCGCUGGCAGGACCUGCUGAAGCUGAUGCUCCACUGCCAGAAGAUGGGCAUGAAGAGGCUGGGAGAACCUCAGGAAGGAGAGAAGACAGAUCUUGUAGACCGGUGGAAAAAGCUGUCGGAAAGGCUUGCCCAGCUGCAGCACCAACUGAAGACAGCAGAGAGCGCUCUUGCAUUUAGCUUCAUUGAGGGCACACUUGUGCAGGCAGUGAGGAAGGGGGAGUGGGUCCUUCUGGACGAGAUAAACCUGGCCACUGCGGAGACGCUGGAGUGCCUGAGCGGAUUGCUGGAGAGCGCGUCGGGUUCCGUGGUGUUGAUCGACCGCGGCGACACGAAGCCGGUAACUCGACACCCCGACUUCCGUCUGUUUGCCUGUAUGAACCCUGCGACGGACGUGGGGAAAAAGGAUCUGCCGCCGGGCAUCAGGAGCAGGUUUACAGAGUUUUAUGUGGAUGAGUUGGAGGAAGUGUCAGACCUGAAAGUGUUGGUGCACUACUACCUGCAGGGCAUAGGGGGCACUGCUGCACAGGUGGAUGGCAUAAUCAGGUUUUACCUGAAUGUGCGGAAGGAGGCGACCAAGAACCUCACCGACACCACGGGUCAUCGACCCCACUACUCGCUCCGCACGCUGUGUCGAGCCCUGCGACAUGCGGCGGGAAAUCCCGCGGGAAGCACGCUGCGCUCGCUGUACGAGGGGUUCUGUCUGAGCUUCCUCAGCCAGCUGGACAGGGCCUCGCAUCCGGUGGUUGAGAAGCUGGUGUGCGACCACAUCGUCGGCAAGAAGAAUAUCAAGGGUGUACUGAAGCAACCCCUGCCCCGGCCAGAGAAGGGCAGACACGCACAGUUCGAGGGCUACUGGAUCACUCAGGGCAGCAAAGAACCUGUAACCUCCCAGGAAUAUGUCUUAACUCCGGCUGUGCGGGCCAACCUACGAGACCUGGCCAGAAUUGUGUCUGCACGGCGUUACCCAGUUCUUCUGCAGGGUGAGACGUCAGUAGGAAAGACGAGUCUGAUCACAUGGUUGGCGCAAGCGAGUGGUAACCACUGUGUCCGGAUCAACAACCACGAGCACACGGACAUACAGGAGUAUGUAGGGUGCUACGCUGUGGACCACACCGGGAAACUGGUCUUCAAGGAAGGUGUGUUAGUAGAAGCGAUGAGGAAGGGACACUGGAUCAUCCUGGAUGAGCUAAACCUGGCUCCUACUGAUGUCUUGGAGGCUCUCAACAGGCUGUUGGAUGACAACAGGGAGUUGUACAUAGCCGAGACCCAGGAAACCGUGAAGGCCCAUCCGCACUUCAUGCUGUUCGCUACCCAGAAUCCACCGGGGCUGUACGGAGGACGGAAGGUCCUUUCCCGCGCCUUCAGGGACCGUUUUGUCGAGCUCCAUUUCGACGAGCUUCCUGCGCGAGAGCUCGAGACCAUCUUGGAACAGCGAUGCAAUCUGCCGCAGUCCUACUGCAAGAAGUUGGUUAAGGUGAUGCAGGACCUCCAGGCCCACAGGAGGAGUACCAGCGUGUUUGCGGGGAAGCACGGGUUCAUCACCCUUCGCGACCUGUUCCGUUGGGCGGAGCGUUACCGGCGAGCCAGCCAGGGUGCCGAGGGCUUCUACGAUUGGGACCAACACCUGGCUGAUGAUGGCUACAUGCUGCUUGCAGGGCGGGUGAGGAGACCCGAGGAAUGCGACGUGAUUCGGACCAUCUUGGAGAAGCACCUCCGCAGGAAGGUCGACCCCGCCCGACUCUUCUCACUGGGCGACGACACGUCACAGGUUUCUGUGGCAACCCCUGAUGGCUUCGGCCACGUUGUGUGGACGUACAACAUGCGCCGGCUGGCCGUGCUGAUCGGCCAGGCGCUGAAGUUUGGCGAAGCCGUUCUAUUGGUCGGGGAGACGGGCUGCGGUAAGACGACGCUGUGUCAGCUGUACGCGGUUUUAUCGGAGCAGAAGUUGUUGGGGGUGAACUGUCACAUGCACACGGAGACGGCCGACUUCCUGGGGGGUCUACGGCCAGUACGCCACAGGAGCAGUGAGGAGGACUCCCAAAAGCUGUUUGAGUGGGUGGAUGGGCCACUGGUGCAGGCCAUGAAGGAGGCAGCCAUGUUUCUGAUUGAUGAGAUUUCCCUGGCAGACGAUUCUGUGCUGGAGCGUCUGAACAGCGUGCUCGAGCCUGGCAGGUCGCUCGUCCUGGCGGAGAAGGGGGGAAGCGGGGAGGGAGACACGGGCGAUGUGGAAAACAUCGUCGCUCGUGAGAACUUCAGGAUCGUGGCAACCAUGAACCCUGGAGGAGACUUUGGCAAGAAAGAGCUUUCUCCUGCCCUAAGGAACAGGUUCACUGAGAUUUGGUGCCCUUCGACCUAUGACCCAACCGACCUGGUGCAGAUAAUAGAGCACAAUCUGUCAGACGGACUGCAACUGUGUAACCAGGAGGAUGGAACCAGUGGAUUUGGCCAUGCCAUGAUGGAGUUCAUCGCGUGGUUCUGCGACCAGGACUUCGGCUGUCGUUACGUCGUCAGCAUCCGAGACAUCCUCUCCUGGGUCAGCUUCGUCAACACAUGUUCUGCAACAGCCGUCGCCAUGGAAACUGUCGCCAUGGAAACUGUUGCCAUGGAUACCGAUACGCACCAGCCGCUGGACCCAGCGUUAGCGUACAUCCAUGGAGCAUGUCUGGUGUAUGUGGAUGGACUUGGGUCUGGUUCCGUGAGCGUAGCCUGGGACCCACAGCAAGCCCAGAAGCAGUGUGUGGAGUUCCUGUGUGCUCAGGUGGAGAAGAAGACGGGUGUGGAAGUCAACAAAGACCAGCUGUUCCUUGUGGAAGGGGACAAGAAGAGGAAACCACAGAUUGUGUCAACUGCAGACAGCUUCGGCAUCCUUCCAUUUACCAUUCGGAAGGGCCCAGUUGCAGACGCCCAGCUGACCAGCUACGCCCUCCAUGCCUCCACGACGGCGCUGAACGCCCAGCGCGUGCUCCGAGCCCUGCAGCUGCCCCGCCCCGUCCUGCUGGAGGGAUCCCCUGGGGUGGGGAAAACCAGCCUGGUCGCCGCCAUCGCUAAAGCGUCGGGCCACGAGCUGGUCAGGAUAAACCUAUCAGAGCAGUCUGAUGUUUCGGACCUGUUUGGGGCAGACCUGCCCGUGGAGGGAGGGGUCGGAGGUCAGUUUGCCUGGAGAGACGGACCGCUCCUGUCCGCACUGAAGGCCGGCAACUGGGUUGUGCUGGAUGAGUUGAACCUCGCUUCCCAGUCAGUCCUGGAAGGUCUGAACGCCUGUUUUGACCACCGCAGGGAAGUGUUUGUGCCGGAGCUGGGAAGGUCGUUCCAGGUGCAGCACAGCAAGACCAAGUUCUUCGCUUGCCAGAACCCGCUGAACCAGGGCGGGGGCAGAAAGGGCCUGCCAAGGUCAUUCCUCAACAGGUUCACUCAGGUGUAUGUGGAACCUCUCAGUUCCUCCGACCUUCACUUCAUCCUCUGCACCAUGUUUUCGACCUUGGACAAGGUCAUGCUGUCCAACAUGGUUGCCUUCAACCAGCAGCUGUACCAGGACACGGUGGUCAAAGGUCGCUGGGGUCAGCAGGGAGGACCAUGGGAGUUCAACCUCAGGGACCUGUUCAGAUGGUGUGAGCUGAUGUUGGCCAAUCAGGCCUCUGGGAUGUGGGAUCCUGGAGAACAUGUCAGCCUCAUCUACUCUGCCAGGAUGAGGUCAACCAAGGACAAGGACACGACCUUGCACCUGUACAAGAAGGUCAUGCAUGUGGAUGAGAUGGCCCAAGGUCAAAGCCUACCAUACACCUGUAGCAGGGUGUUUCAUCUAACACCAUACAGCAUACAGGUUGGCCACAGCAUCCUGCCCAGGUGCCUGUCUGGACUGCACACCUCUGCCAGCCCUUCCUGUAGCUUACAGCUCCUCCAUCAGGCACUGGGGGCCUUGGAGGACCUCAUGAUGUGCAUCAAGAUGAACUGGAUGGCCAUUUUGGUCGGCCCCCACUCCUGCGGAAAGACAUCACUGGUCCAGCUCCUUGCCCAGCUGACAGGCCACCAGCUACAGGUCCUACCCGUCAACAGCUCCAUGGACACCACUGAACUCCUCGGAGGUUUUGAGCAGGCAGAUAUUGGCAGGCCGUGGGAGAAGCUUGUCUCCGUUGCCACGGAGAUGGUGAAGGACACAGCAAGGAGGCUGGUGCUGGAGGCUAAAGGUCAGAGGUCUAAGGCCACCCAGGAUGCAGCAGGGCUACUGAAGAUGUGGGAGAACUUUAAGAAGCAGUGUGAGACAGGUUCUAUGGAGGAAGGAGAAUCAAACAACAACUCCAGCCUGACCUUGGAGAAGUUCACAGCUUUUGAACAGCUGCUGUCUCGUCUAGAGGGCAUCCAAGGACAGCAUGGGCACAGCACAAAUGACCUUGCUGUGCUGCAGGCUGAGCUUCAAGAGUUGAAGGUGAAGUUUGAAAAGCUGUCAUCAGGCACAGACAGUAAGGGGACGUUUGAGUGGAUUGACAGCAUUUUGGUGCAGGCACUACAGACUGGGGGCUGGCUGCUGGUGGACAACGUCAACUUCUGCAGUCCGUCAGUCCUGGAUCGUCUGAACGCCCUGCUGGAGCCAGGCGGGGUCCUCAGCAUCAGUGAGAGGGGCGUGAUUGAUGGACAGGUGCCAGUCAUCAAGCCUCAUCCAGACUUCAGGUUGAUACUUGCUAUGGACCCAGUUCACGGGGAGAUCUCCCGUGCCAUGCGGAAUCGCGGGGUGGAGAUCUACAUGACGGGAGAGCAGGAUCGCUAUGGUAACCAUGGUGAUAACCAUGGCAACCUGGACCCCGAGGAUGUGAUGUCGCUGUUGCAGGGCGCAGGGUUGGUGGAUGAGGGGGCGUGUCAGCAGCUGGUCAGGGUUCACCAAGAGGUCAGGGAGCAGGUCAAAGGCCCAGAGAGCUGUUCUGUACCAGAGCUGCUGCAGGCUGCAGUGUUGACUGUACAGGAACUGCAGCAGGGGGCUGGGCUGUCCGCAGCCCUACUGCAGGCAGUCACUCAGGUGUACGUCAGCACGCAGAGGACUCUCAGCAACAGACAGCUGGCACAAAGUAUAAUUGAGAAGCACCUCAGCCUCGAUGGUUGUACCACGGACAGUGCAGAUGAGAAGCGUACAGAUAUGGCUCCACUGUUGAGGACCCACAAGCUGCCUUCUGCAGCAGAACUGAGUGCCUGUACAAGUCUCAGCACCAUCAAGAGGCAAGGGGCGGUGUUAGUCGGUCUUUUUCAGCAGCUUUCUUCAGCACUAGAGAAAGGAUCUGAGCCUUCUUUGGAUGACAAAACAAUACAGGACCUUUUCACGUCUGCAGCCCUCCAGGAUGUCUUCAGGCAUCCAUUGCUGUAUGACCUUGUGGAGUGUUCCAAGGUCAUUCUUUCCAACAUGGCUGACCAGAAGAACCUGCAGUGCUACUCAUACGACAUCAGAUGGAACAUGCAGUUCCUGCAGUACGUUCUAAACGCUGCAGUCAGACAGGAACAUGACAAGGUCACGCUCAAAGGUCAUUGUAAGGAACUGUUCUCAUUAGCCAACCGGUUACAGCUGGUUUCUCAGCACAGGAGAAGACAGAAGGAAGAAGAAUCUGUCCUUGAGGCAGUUGUGAAACCAAGGUCAGCGCUUGACAUGUCUGCAGCUGUGCACAAGGGGAUACUGACGGUCGACGCCCUCCCCAGCACUGCCUUCAUCCACUUGCUUCCAUUCUUCAAGGAAUUUGAUGCCUUCUUGGAGGAGUGCAUCAGUCAGAAGGAGACACUGAGUGAUGAAAAUCUGUCUAUGGUUGAGGUCGGCCUUCAGUGGCGGGACAGGUUCUGGCAGGUGUGUACCUGCCAUGUGGACGUACAGCAGGUGUCACUGGGCAUGCUCAGUCUGCACUGGGGGUGGGUCUGCAGGAAGACUGUACCAACUGUCGGGCUUCUCACAACCCAGGACAGCCUUCCUCUGGCACUGCAGACAGUCCUGAGCCAGAUAGAUGCAGGAAUGUCUGGCCUACCUCUGACCCUUCAGACUGUCAUGAAUCAGCUGCAGGAUUGUCUGGGCCAUGACAGGGCAGCUGCACUGGUCCAGCUGGCUCUGUGGGGGGCCAUGGGGCAUCCUGCCUCCUUCAGCACGGUCAAGGUCGCAGAACUGGUGGGGAGAUGUCACAAGGUCGCAGACUGCUUAGAGGUCACAGGAAACAAGCAGAAGCAGUUAAGAAGCUGUGACCUUGAGAGAAGAGUGGUGUUCCAAGUGACCCAGGGGUCAUCUGUUGGAAGGUCAUUGGCAGAGCUGCUGGUGAGGCUGCAUCAGCUGAACACAGUUGGGUCAUCAGAGAUAGUUACAGAUGUGGAGGGAGCUAUAGAGGUCAUGGAAGCUGAGUUGAGAGCCCAUGGACUGUUGUUGACCUCUGACCCUGUUGCCAUGGAGACAGAAUCAGCACCACACCCUGCCCCAGCUGACCUGGUGACCAGAGUUCAGAUGUGGCCGCUGCUGGAGCACUCCAGUCUGCUGGCCGAGCUGCAGCUGGUCACAGACUUGAUCAGACUAAGACUAUCGCGAACAACAAGUGGCAGCUCAUUUCCCAUAGAAGAGACCCAGCAGAAGGUGGAGAGUUUCCUGCAUUACAACACAACCCACCUGCCUACCAGCCCACUGCAGACAGCACUGUACCAAAUACUGCAGCAGAAUGGGAACAGCAAUGCCAGUCUGGUGAAAUACUUGACAGAGCAGGUCUCCUCCCUGGUGCUGCAGUUCCACAACAGGUGCUGGAGCAGUACGGUGACCUCAGACCUCGCUCAAUGGUUGUCAUGGAAACCCAGGAACCCCUCAGCUGAAUCAGAGGAAGAGGCUCUGCAAAGUUUGGUUGAAAUUCCUGGCAGCCUGAAGGGCCCCGCUGCACUCCUGUCCUCUCUCCACACCCCAGCUGUGUUCCAUGUCCUCUGGGAGGGAGGGGCCCAGACAGGACCCAUUCAGCUGCCCAGUGUAGCCCUGGGACAGUGCCAGGAAAAACUGCAGCAGCUCCAGAGGCUGUCCCAACACCUCUGGUCUAAUGCCUGCAGCUUGAAGGAUCCUGGUCAUCAAUUUUGGGUUUCAGACAGGAGGUACCUGUGUCUGUGCACUGCCCAGCUGCUCCAAGCCCUGACUGCGCUGAUUCCUACUGAGAGACAUCCAGAAUGGGUUUCCAUAGUAACAGAUGUAGCCAUGGCAACAGAGAAAGCCUCCUCUCCUGUGGUGGACAGAGCUAGGGAGAUUCUCACUGACCUUGUUCAGGAUGAUCUUACAUCCCAAGCCACCUGGAAGGAACAAACAACUUCACAGAACCUCCUAAUCCACCAGUCCACCCUGAACCUGCUCACCACCUGCCUGCAAAGUCUGGAGGACAUGGUUCACCAGGACGUCAGGGAACGGGGUAGAGAGGAGUGGCGGUACAGGAGGGAACGUGGUAGCACCUGGGUGCAGCUGGGCUUGCUGCAGGUGCAGCUGCUUGCACCACAAGGUCCUGUGGACCCGGCUGAGAAACAGGCGGUCAAGCUGGGCUAUGUCAGGGAGGAGAUCCGUGCCCUUGAGACAGAGCUGAAGGUCAGGAACAUGUCCUCCCAGCUUCUGACCGGACGACCUCUGGACCUGACAAAGGUCGGACUGCGGAACCUUCACCCCAGGGUCGGGUUCUUAGUGACCAGGCUGGAGCAUCUCAAGGAGCAGGAGAAGGAACUGGGGACCAGGGUGGCUACCAGGCCAUCGCCCUCACAGUUUGAUGCGAUUCUGAGGGAUGUCCGCCACUACCAGAGCAGUGUGGGCUCACAAGACACUGUCCUGGCUCUGCUGACAGGCCUGGCCAACGGUGGGGAGGGCAAACUCAUGAAGGGACAGCACAACAAGUUGAGGAGUCUCCUGAGCCAGGAGCAGGCGUGGCAGACGUCUCAGCACCAGUUCCUUAGACACAUGCAGAGGGACUACCCCAUGUACGCCGACCUGCUCACCCCCUUCCUCAGUGGUAUAACCCAGUGGUAUGACCCAGGUAAGCUACCUGCUCUCACCCCCUUCCUCAGUGGUAUAACCCAGAUGGUCCAUGGGAUGCGGCUGGCAGCCAGCGCAGUGUACAUCUCCCUACAGAGGAGCAGUCUGGACCUGACCCUCUCACCUACGUUGAAGCUCCAGACUCCAGAAAACUUGAUCCGAUGCCUUGGAAAGUUCCCACAUGUCUCACCAGAGUUCCCCACAGUGCUAGACCUCGCCCGUGCGCUGUGUUCUCCCGAGGCGGCAUCUCUGGCAAAGAAUGUGGCAAAGCUGCAGACAGUAGAGGGGACGCAGCUUUCUGACAAGGCUGUGGAAAGCCUGUUACAGCCAGCCCUGCUGCAUGUGAGGAACCACAGUCUGCAGACAGGUCAGCUGACAGGCCCAACCCUGCAGCAGCUGCGGCACAUCCUGCAGUCGUACGUUCUGCGGUGGCAGGAGGGCAGGGAACAAGACAAGGAGAAGGAACAGGAGGAGGCCAGCCUGUACAAAUGGAAGAGUAAGACUCAUGGUGAUUCGCUGACUGAAGAGCAGCAGGAGGAGAGAGAAAUCAGACAACAGUUCCCAGGAUAUGAAGAGGCAUUUGGUGACAUCACAGCUGAACCAACUCUCGGUGACGACGACGAUGAUGAUUCCAGCAAAGCCUCUGAGGAGGCCCCUGCCCCAGUGCAUGAUGGGAAACUAUCCCAUGAUGCUAUUCUGCAGAUAUGUGAGGUUCACCACAGCUUGUACAGCAGCCUGACAUGGAUGCUGUGGUUGGACGACAAGAGGGAACUGACAGCUGUCAAUCAUGUAGAGCCUUUCCUGAUUGGCUAUCAGACUGCAGCAGAGCUUUCCAGACCUCUUCUUGGACAAUUAGACUGCAGGUUAGAUGGGGACCUUGUCGGAGGUCACAUGGUGGUCAGCGGGCUGCUGCAGGGCAAACUGAAGGUGCUGGAAACUGGUGCUGAAGACAGCAAGACCACGCCCCAGCAGAGCAGACAGUAUGACAUCUAUCAUGACCCCAACAUCCCUGAGGUUCUGCAGUGCAGAACGCUGCUGGCAGGUGUGACAGUCCGGACAGAGGAGCUGCUUGCCCAGUGGCCUGAUCACCCAACUCUCAAACAGAUUGCACAGCUGGUGGAGAGACUCCUGUCCUUCCCUGUGACCAGCCCCCUCAUGAAGUUCUUGACUGGCCUGGAGCUGCUGCUCAAGAAAGCACAGGAAUGGGAGAACAAUGCCAGCAGAGAGGUUUCCAUGACAACCCAGCUGGAGGCCAUCAUGCAGAUGAUCAUCCAGUGGAGGAGGCUGGAACUCAGGUGCUGGUCCCACUGUCUGGACACCUGUACCCAGCAAGCCGCUGAGACGGCCAGGACAAAAUGGUGGUUCCACCUGUAUCAGCUGGUCGAGAGCCAGCUCUUCCCAGAAGCCUCUUCUUCAGCAAACAGUGAUGAGGCAGCCCACACUACGGGAGAGUUUGUGUCCAGUCUGAAGCAGUUUCUGGAGUGUUCCAGUCUUGGCGAGUUCCCCGCCCGACUUCAGAUGGUUCAAGACUUCCACUAUCACGCUGCAUCGGUGGCAGACAGCCAACAGCAAGCUGUUGUUGCCAAUGUGCUGUGGAACCUUCACUGCUACUAUCACCAGUUCCUUCCAACUGUCCAAGACACCAUCAAGGACCUCCGGGCUCCUGUGGAGAAGGAACUCAAGGGUUUUGUGAAGAUCGCUCGCUGGAGCGACCUGAACUUCUGGGCCAUGAAAGACUCCGUGGAGAAAACCAGGCGGACCCUGCACAAGUACAUCAGGAAGUUCAAGGAAUCCCUGGGGAAAAUGGCCAGUUCUGUCAUGACUUCAAACAUCUUGGAAACAGAUGUGCCAGUGAAGCAAGUGGACAAAACAAAACAAGACAUCAUUCCAGUCAGCAACUUUGUUGCACCUGAGGGGUUUCAGGCAUACUUCCAGCUAACCACAGGGUUAUCCAGUGCCCUAACCCUUGACCCGGAGUCACUGCAGCCACGCCUACCCUCCCUGACCUCUGACCCGGGGUCACUGCAGCCACGCCUACCCUCCCUGACCUCUGACCCGGGGUCACUGCAGCCACGCCUACCCUCCCUUUUCCUCCGCAUGAGGAGACUGUGCAAACAGACUAUGGACAAGGCCCCAUACCCUGCGCUCAUCUCCACUGUCGACGAGUUCGCAGGUGAAAUUGCAGCAACAAUAAAGGAGUUACAAUCACUGGAUGUUUCAAAGACGUCUGACAAAGACAAGCAGAAGUCAGAAGUGAAACACAUCCAACUGAGAAAGAGGAAGUCUCUGUCAGAGUUGUUCAAGUAUCUGGGAACUAUAGGCCUGUCCUACAGAAAAGGUUUGGGUUGUCUAGCUACAAGUGACUUAAAUGAGGCCUUGCUGACACCAGCACUGAACGUGGCUGCAACCUGUGCACAGGUGAUAGGGGGUGCCUCUGACAGUUCCAGACUGUGUCAUGGCUGGGAGGGCUGUGAAAAAUACUUCUGGCGCUGCGUGUCCCGACGAGCAGCCAUGCACGCUGCCAUGGCAACGCCCGCCAAGGACCUGGGCGGAGCCAACAUCGACAGGUGUAAAGGGUUCAGUGAACACCUGCUGACGGUCAUGGUGGCACAGAGGAGGCACCUGGCCGACAUGCUGGGGAAAUGGGCGUGGCUCAGGAUGAUGUUGUCAUCCCUGGAAAGUCUCCGCUCCACAUUACAUGAAGGUACCGUGAAGCCUGCCCUCCCACCACAGCAGCAGACUUUCACAUGGCUACAGAUGCUGAAGGCCCUUUUAGACAGGUGUGCCUCCUGUCUGGACCAGUUCUCCAUCCUCCUCCAGGCUUGUCCUGCUGCUCCGGAGGGGAACAUCCUCCUGCCCCCCUCCCCCCUGCAUGCCGACCAAUUACCAGCAUCUGCAGGCAUGAGGCUUGGGGACAGCGGACACCAAGAGUGCUGUAACAGGGUCAAGGAAUGUGCUAGUGUCGUUCAAGACUUGAAAACAAAGGUGGACUUGAAGACAUUUGAGCUGGACAGACUAGACACUCAGCUUGUAUCUUGGGAUGUAUUUGGUCUGGUGGACACAGGAUUCCAGUCCCUCACAAGCCUUCAGUCAAGCCUGUUGUGCAUAGAGGCCAAAUUCAGCACCAAGGACAGGACCAUAGAUUCCAGCAUCGGUGAUUGCAGCAUAGAGUUUGGCACAAUGGACAGCAACACUGAAAUCAGCACCAGAGACAGCAACUCUGAAGUCAACACAAUGGGCUGCAAAACUGAAAGCAGCACAGUGGACAGCAGCUUUGAAAUCAGCACCAUGGACAGUGCUCACAGGACAGGCCUGGCAGACUGUCUAACCCAACUUAGAGUGGGGCUUACAAAGAAAUGUGCUGAGUUUGGGGAGUGGAAGUUGACCAGUGGAGUUGGAAAGAGUGUGGACUCUACUGAUGUCACCAAUGUUGACAGCUGUGUGGAGAGUUUUACUGAAGAGCGUGACUCGACGGUGACAGCUCUACUUCUGGCAGUCCAGCAUUUGUUCAAGUCUGUCACUAAGGAAGAAACCGAAGAGGAAACAGAUGCAACGGAGAUGGAAGAAGAUCUGUCAUCCCAUCUUCAAGAAGGCUUGGUUACCAGACUAUUAGAAGAAGGCCUCCAGCAGGACUGUACCACUUUGAACAUGGGGAGGGUACAGGACAGCAUGACAGCCCUGGUCACUAGAGUUCGAAAUGCACAGGACCAGGAUGAUAAAAGGGAUGCAGAUGCCUGUGUAUACCUGCUGCUGAACCUGGUUCCCAUGCUGCACCAGUACAUUGCCAUGACUACCUAUUACUUGACCUUGAGGUUGACCUCCCACCGUGCCACCUGCAAGCUGCUGUCCAUCCUGCUGGGGCUGUUCUCUGAUCUUGCCAGCAAGGGUUUCUGCCUGCCGGCUGAGUUCAGCGAUGAGAUGGGAGGCGAGGGUGCCACACAGUUCGAGGACAUCGAGGGAGGAGGAAUCGGGGAGGGGGAGGGAGCCAAGGAUGUCAGCGACCAGAUCGAAAAUGAAGACCAGCUCCAGGAUGCCCAGAAGCCCGACCAGGACCGUGAGGACCAGGACCCUGACCAGCAGCCAGAUGUGCAGGAUGAGCAGAAUGCUAUCGAGAUGUCGGACGACUUCGACGGCAAGAUGCACAACCUUGAACCUGAAGAGGGAGAGAAUUCUGACUCUGAAGAAGACGAGACCAACGAGAAUGAGCUGGACAAACAGAUGGGAGAUGUGGACGGGGAGGGAGCGGAGAAACUAGAUGAGAAACUCUGGGGAGAUGACAUGGAGGAGGAGGAGGAACAACCCGAGUCUGAGAAAGAAGAACAUGGGAAAGGUGAUGAACAGGAAGAGGAUUCCAGGAUUGUAGCCAAGGACGACAACAAAGAAGAAGGUCAAGACAAAGACAAGAAGGAUGACCGACAGAACAAACAAGAGGAGGAAGAAGGAGAAGGGGAAGAUGAUGUCCAGCCUCAUAACCUGGAGGAGCUGGAUGAGAGAGAAUAUGAUGAGAAUGAGGUUGACCCUUACCAUGGCGACGACCAGGCCCCGCCCCCUGAGCCUGAGGUCAUCGACCUGCCUGAAGACAUGGAGUUGGACAAGGAAGAGGGAGAGGAGGACACUGACCCCUCCAGCCAGGAGUACAAGCAGGACAAAGGAGUAGGGAUGACACCAUCAGAUCAGGAUGGGGGGGAAAGCGGCGUGACAUCCACUGCGGUGGCCCCAUCUGAUGACAGGAGGCGACAGCAACCCAGCAAGAGGAAGCCAGGACAGUCGGACAUUGAUCGCAGCGUGGGGUCGAAUGAGGACACCGUGCACAAGCGACUCCGGACCAUGGAAUCAGCGGGGGAAACUCAGGAAGAGGAAAGGGAGACCAAAAAUGAGUCAGCUGAUCUGUAUGAACACGUGAAAGACGCAGAGGCCUCCUACGACACGCAGACGUUGGACGCAGCCACUCGGGAACAGACGGAAUCCCAGCAGCCUCCAGUGCUAACAGACUCAGAGGGAGAAGAGGAGGAGGGAGAGAUGGAGAUGGAGGAUCUGCUCAAAGAUGCAGUAGAGAAAGAGGAGGAACAGAAGGGGAAGGCUCUUCCAUCAGCCGUCCUCCACCCCCAGCCUCUGGACCAGGAUAAGCAGGAGGAAGGAGCAGAGGGAGAUGGGGAGGGAAGGGAGGAUGGAGAUGACAAACAGGGAGGAGAGGUGAAGGAGGAGGAGAAAGAAAGGAGACUGGAGUCCACCAUUCAUACUGUACGAGAGAUGGAUGUACAGGCUGGACAGCCUCCUACCAGCACGGCUGACCUUGAAGAGCUAAGGUCACAGUUGGAACAUCAGCUGGUGGACCUGAGGCAGAAACCUCAAGCAUCAGCAGAAGAGACCAGACAGGCAGUGGAGGCGUGGCAGGGGUAUGAGAUGCUGACAUCAGGGUUGGCUCGUGAGCUGUGUGAGCAGCUCAGGCUCAUUCUGGAGCCAUCACAGGCUACCAAGCUCAAGGGAGACUACCGGACGGGAAAGCGGCUGAACAUGCGGAAGGUCAUCCCCUACAUCGCCAGCCAGUUCCGCAAGGACAAGAUCUGGUUACGCCGCACCAAGCCCAGCAAACGCCAGUACCAGAUCAUGUUAGCCGUGGACGACUCCCUCAGUAUGGCCGACAACCACUCUCAACAGCUGGCGUUUGAGUCCCUUGCAGUGAUGAGUAAUGCCCUGACAUGGCUGGAGGCAGGAGAGCUGGGGGUCUGCAGCUUUGGGGAGCAGGUCCAGUUGCUGCACCCGUUUGAGGAGCAGUUCUCCUCCCAGUCUGGCGCUAAGAUCCUUCAGCGCUUCACCUUCCAACAGAACAAGACUCAGAUAGCUCAGCUUCUCGAGAGCAUGACAGCCAUCAUGACGUCGUCACGGCGACGGCUCCACUCCGUCAGCGCCCCGGAGACAGCCCAGCUGCUCCUGGUGGUGUCCGACGGGCGUGGCCUGUUCCUCGAGGGGUCAGAUAAGGUCAAGGCCGCCGUGCGUGCUGCCAGGGAGGCCAACAUCUUCCUGGUGUUUGUUGUCAUCGAUAACCCAGAUAACAAGGACUCCAUCCUUGACAUCAAAGUGCCAAUCUUCAAAGGACCAGGAGAGAUGCCAGAGAUCCGUCCGUACAUGGAUUACUUCCCCUUCCCGUACUACCUCAUCCUGAGAGACAUCAACGCCCUGACCCCCACCCUCAGCGACGCGCUGAGGCAGUGGUUCGAACUCGUCACUGCUGGGGACUUGUAGGAGUCAGCUUGGAACGAAGGAAUGAAUUGAUGAGUAAAACGUGAAGGAAUGAAGAGUUGUGAUUGGGGAGCAAUGAACAUUACUCCUCAUUCAUUUUCAGGCUCAUUACGCUUCUUUGUUCCCUUCUAUAUCCUGAUGAGAGACAUCAACGCCCUGCCCCCCACCCUCAGCGACGCGCUACGGCAGUGGUUCGAACUCGACACGGCAGGCGACUUGUAGGCAUGGAAGGAAGGAAGCAAUGGGUAAAAA
This is a messenger RNA of Branchiostoma floridae (Florida lancelet), 16928 nucleotides long. Its product is annotated as midasin-like. The transcript is spliced from 100 exons. Gene Ontology annotation, cellular component: nucleus; preribosome, large subunit precursor. Bases 189 to 16679 code for a protein of 5496 amino acids. Gene Ontology annotation, biological process: ribosomal large subunit assembly; rRNA processing. Gene Ontology annotation, molecular function: ATP binding; ATP hydrolysis activity. The record is from RefSeq and is a predicted model, not a curated record. NCBI's taxonomy places the organism in Eukaryota, Metazoa, Chordata, Leptocardii, Amphioxiformes, Branchiostomatidae.